AUGCUGCGCCGGAGGCCGCAAGGAAUUAUAGGAUCAUGUAGGUUCGGUCUGUCGUACCGCAACGUCUGGCACAUCACAUCACGACUUUGCAAUGCAGGAAACACAGGAAGUCCACAAACAGCGACUGGCGCAUCAGCGGAAACCGCCAUAGGAGGGAGAAUGGAUGACACGAGAGCCCAUCAAUGGAAUGAUACAACCCUAUUGAAUGACAUUGCACGCAUUCUCUGUCAACUUCUGUCUCAGCGUGGUACGGCGAAACAGGACAAGUCCGAAGGCUCCCAAGAAACAAAAUCUCUUCACGUUCACGAGCUCUUCCGUGAGCUCGGCGUCGAACUUCGGUAUCAGCUGCAAAACUCCUCUUUUGGUCUUUUGGACCGGGCCCUCCAAAGUAAACCGGAAUGGUUUGUUCUCAGUGCCAAUGGAUCGGCAGUGAGUUGUACGGAAGCAAUGCGGUUGCAUCUUGAGGGAAUUGGCAGAGAAGGAUUCACGGACACAAUUCCUGGGGCCGCUAACGUCCCCAACCUUGAGUGCAAAGCGCGAAGUGUGAGAUGCUCCAAGCCCGCAGGUCAUCUUAUAAGUUGCAAAACCAAUGUAUUGGUUCACGGUCCUCUGGCCACUACGCCGGUAGACGUGUCUAAGCCACCAAUUACUCCCGAGGAAAUCGAGCAGCUGAAGCUUAGACGGCUUAUUUGCCCUCUUAAUUUGUAUUUCCUCCUUGAUGGCCCCCCGGUGACUCUGUUCCCCUCCGGUGACAAGCCACGUCGACUCUCAGAUCAGUUCCAAGAGUUGGAUGCACUGUAUGUUGCAAAGGGGUUCUUCUCGCCUUCUGAAGUUGCGGCGGCAUUUAUUCACAUUACACCCACGUUUUUCGUGGAAACACGUCAUGUUCUUAAUGCCAUGUCACCUGAUGUCGCGCACAGCUUUGAGCGGCACAUGUCAAGGGACCAUAUCGUUGAUGCAUUCUUUAAGAAGUAUCCCAUGAUCUUCAAACUAAAAACUGGAAAAUUUCAGAAGGCAUCGGUGAAGCUAAACCUUGAUUUUCCGUUUGUUCGUGACUAUCCUGGUUGUGGCCGCGCUGAUCGCCCCUUGCGACGUUACAAUCAGGAGUACCGGGCCACGGUCGGUGGUUUAUCGGCUCGGCCGCUUCCUUCAGCCGAACCGGCGGCGAACGCACGUCGUGGGGAACCGCACAUCGACGUGAAAAUAUUUGAGGUACUUGUGCGAAAUUUACCACGGGUUCCAACAGAUCCCACGAUUCCAAAGCAGCAGCUCGAGGAACAGCGAUGCCAGUCAUUUCCUCUGGUUGAGUGGAUCAAUAAGUUCUCCCAGGAUGACAUUGAGACGCUGAAUAGUGUGCCACAAGCACGAGUGCUGACGCUCAUGACCCGCUACGUCCGAAUUUUCCAACUUAUGUGCCAUGGUGAGGAUGGAAACGUGUUUACAGAAUCGAAGUGCCUUGACCAGUUGCGAAAUGGUAGGCGAAGUCUUCCCGAAGAGCGGUCGAAUGCGUCUCGCGCUGCUUCGGACUCAACCAAAUUAGAUGAGGAUCUCCAAGGGGAAGUAGUUGAUUUCGGAGUUGAUGAUAUAGAAGACGAGGAUGGCAAGACGCCUGACACGGCACUGAUCGCAUCUAAAGAGGAGGUGAAACGGCGGGAGGCAAAUCUGUCGGCUGCGUUGCGGGAUGAUCUCAUUGGCUUGGACGAGAUCUUACUUGAAGGUAAGUGUCCCUCAGUCGAACCCGUCGAAAAAGAUGGCGUUACCUCGGGUCAAGACAAUGGGGACAGCGCGUCUCUUAAGAAUCCUGAAGACGGGGACGAUGAGGUUGAUGGUUUUGAGGGUGGAUCCAACUGCGCUGAAGGGGACGACGUUUUCCUUCCUUGCGGCGAAGGGAACGAGGAAACCGAGUUUAGGCGCUCAAGGAACGUAGACUCUUCAUUUCCCAAUGAAGAGGAAGGCCAAAGUGGGUUUUACAUUCCGUCGCGGUAUGACAUCAUUUACGUCCGUCGUUUGCCCAAGCACAUCGCCCCGAGAAGUCUAAGCGAUUAUAACGUAGCCACAACUCCCGAGCCUGAGCUGUUGCAGUAUCUGGUGGCGUUCCUUAACCCACCACCCUCCCUGCAUGGGAAUCUUAUGAUGAAGAAGGUGCCGCCGCCUCUUAAGUUUGCGGAAGGGAAACCUCCCAUGCCUUGGCGCUGGGUUCCCGUUCAACGUAUUUACGCCUCGCUCAGCAAAGAGCAAAAGCGAUUGCUCCGGCCCUACAAGGGACUUGUGCACUUCAUGCGCCUCCACGGUGAGGUCUUUGAACUCAGUGACGACCUCUUGCAUGUUAUUGCGCAUGAUCCGCAGGGGAAAAUACCUCCGUUUGUUCCUACGCAAACUGUCUUUAACAGUGAGGAUCGUGUUUUGCUGCCGCCUACACUUGAUGACGACGAGAACUCGAAGGCAUCACUGAUUGGGGAUACGGAGCGGAACAAAUUCCGGAGUAUUUUGGGCGCUAGUCAAAUACCGACUGAUCGCCGCCAACUUCUGCUGCUUGACCCGCAGAACCCUCUGCUUGAUCAUGAAGUGCUGUGUGAGGAGGUUUCUUUCUUCAUGCCGGACCAUCCCGUUUCCCUCCAUCAACUGGUGGCACGACUGCCACCCAUUCUAAAGGCGGCACUUUCCCAUCGGCAUCGCAACAAUUUCAAGUCAAGUAAACACCUCACUGUCUGGUCGGAUGGCACUCGUAUGAUGUUGCAAAAGAGUAAACUCGGUGUGCCGGAAGCAGCACUUCAGGCGGAGGAAGGUCUUAGCGUAGAGGAUGCUGUUGAGUGCAUUCGGGAGGUGGUUCCUGAUGAGGGCAUUAUGGUUGGGCAUUUGCAACGCAUGUUGCCGAGCGCAGCAAAACGCACGCUCAAGGAGCAAUUUGGUGGUCUUCACACUGCUCUACUGGGAUAUCCGCAGUAUUUCUACAUUGAGAAGAAUGGUGAAGACCGCAACAGCAGCAUGCUAUUCCUCGUAGAACGACUGCAGCACGAGUAA
Trypanosoma brucei brucei TREU927 is the source of this 3021-nucleotide messenger RNA. RefSeq lists its product as hypothetical. The coding region runs from base 1 to 3021 and encodes 1006 amino acids. The transcript has a single exon. NCBI's taxonomy places the organism in Eukaryota, Euglenozoa, Kinetoplastea, Trypanosomatida, Trypanosomatidae. The record is from RefSeq and is a predicted model, not a curated record.